This is a messenger RNA of Danio rerio (zebrafish), 2310 nucleotides long. The record is from RefSeq and is a predicted model, not a curated record. Lineage: Eukaryota; Metazoa; Chordata; Actinopteri; Cypriniformes; Danionidae.
UGCACGGCUUGCUACUGCGCAUGUUGCAUGACAGGUGCACACACAAGGCUCCAUCUUGGCAACCCUUUACCAAAGCAAUAGGAGAGCGCGAAUGUAGAGUCUGUUUAGGUUAUUCAAAUUGAGAAAGAUAAGAAAAACGGCGUCGUAAUGAACAGCAUCUCAAGGAUUCGCGCGUACUGAGGGAACGAGGAGCAGAAUGCGAUACAGAAAGCGACUGGUCAUGAAAGCUGUUUAACGACCGAUUGCACUGUCAGCGGAUCUGUGGAACAACAACCUUUACCAGACUAAAAUGGCUAAGUUGAGUUGCUGUAAUAUGAAGGCUCUAAAGGUGAUUUUUAUGUUGCUCAUCAUCUGUCUGUGGAUGGAAGGUGGAUUCACCAAAGAAAAAUCUGCUAAAAAGGGAAAGAAGAAAGGAAAACAAGUUUACUGUCCUUCGCAGCUGUCAUCAGAAGACCUGGCACGGGUUCCAGCAAACUCUACUAGCAACAUCCUCAACAAGCUUUUGAUCACUUAUGACCCACGAAUCCGACCAAACUUCAAAGGUAUUCCUGUUGAGGAUCGUGUGAACAUUUUCAUCAACAGCUUUGGGUCUAUCCAAGAGACUACUAUGGACUAUCGUGUCAACAUCUUCCUGAGACAACGCUGGAAUGACCCCAGACUCCGGCUUCCACAGGACUUCAAGUCAGAUUCACUUACCGUUGACCCAAAGAUGUUUAAAUGCCUGUGGAAACCUGAUCUCUUCUUUGCCAAUGAAAAGAGUGCUAACUUUCACGACGUUACUCAGGAGAACAUCCUGCUCUUUAUCUUCCGAAACGGAGACGUUCUCAUCAGCAUGAGGUUGUCUGUUACCCUCUCUUGUCCACUGGACUUGACUCUCUUCCCCAUGGAUACCCAGCGAUGCAAAAUGCAGCUUGAGAGCUUUGGUUACACCACAGAUGACCUGCAGUUCAUGUGGCAGUCUGGUGACCCCGUGCAGAUGGAUGAAAUUGCUCUGCCUCAGUUUGAUAUUAAGCAAGAAGACAUUGAAUAUGGCAACUGCACCAAGUACUACGCAGGGACAGGCUACUACACGUGCGUGGAGGUGAUUUUUACUCUGAGGAGGCAGGUGGGCUUCUACAUGAUGGGUGUUUAUGCACCCACCCUGCUCAUCGUUGUCCUUUCCUGGCUCUCCUUUUGGAUUAAUCCUGACGCCAGCGCUGCCCGUGUGCCUCUGGGGAUUCUGUCAGUGCUCUCGCUCUCCUCUGAGUGCACGUCUCUGGCCUCUGAACUGCCCAAAGUCUCCUAUGUAAAGGCCAUUGACAUCUGGCUGAUUGCCUGUCUGCUCUUUGGCUUCGCCUCUCUGGUGGAGUAUGCCGUGGUUCAGGUGAUGCUCAACAGCCCUAAACUGUUGGAGGCGGAGAGAGCAAAGAUCGCCACCAAGGAGAAGGCGGAGGGAAAGACCCCUGCUAAAAACACCAUCAACGGCAUGGGGAGCACCCCUAUACACGUCAGCACACUCCAGGUGACAGAGACAAGGUGCAAAAAGGUAUGCACCUCCAAGUCGGAUUUGCGCACCAAUGACUUCAGCAUCGUAGGUUCUCUGCCUCGAGACUUUGAACUCUCAAACUUUGACUGCUACGGCAAACCCAUUGAAGUCGGCAGUGCUUUCAGCAAAUCGCAAGCCAAGAACAACAAGAAGCCACCACCUCCUAAACCUGUCAUCCCUUCAGCUGCCAAACGCAUAGAUCUGUAUGCCCGUGCCCUCUUCCCUUUCUCCUUCCUUUUCUUUAAUGUAAUUUACUGGUCUGUGUAUUUGUGAUUGCGUAAAUAUCAUCCUGCUUCGAUUCAACUCACUUUUCCCUCAUUCCAAUCGUCUCGGUCUGUAUCAUUUAUACCUCUGACAUCAAACGGAGCAGUUUACGCCAGGGUACAGAUCCAAACUUUGGGAUGAAAUAUAGAAUUGCUAAAUGGAAGACAUAUUUUACAAAUUAAAGAGAUUGAAGUUAUUGCCUAAAAUGAUUCAUUUUCAGCUACUAUAUAUUUAAUUUAUGCACAAACCCGAGAGUUAUUAUCUUGCAUGUGGAAAUGGAAUAUGUGGAUAUUAAUAUAUUGUAUUUAAAUGAUAUUAUAGUAUUUUUGACCUACAGAUCAGCUGUUGAGAUGAUGCUGAAACAUUUAUACUGACAAACACUGCCAUAAGAACUGUCUUUUGAUGAUGAUCUUACUAAUACAAGCAUUCCAGAGAUUACAAACAAGUGUAAAAAGCAGAAUAAAUAAAGCAUCUUCUGUUCUUGUGAAUCGAACACCAAUAAAUGGCCCAAUGGCUCAGCU